GUGUUAGCAAACCGAAAGCAUAAGGUAGACGAAUGGCCCGAGCGCACCUGUUGAUUCUACAUGUGACUUUGUUGUUUUGAGGUGUGUUAAAGUUUAUUCUCAGAGGCUGAUGUUUAAGCUGUGUGGCUUGGAAUGGUUCUGAGGGCUGUACCAGGUUAUCCUAUCUUCUGCUGCUAGAUGGUGCACUAAUGUGACAGCAAACUCGCCAACUCACCUGUAUAUAUGUACCAUGUAUGGGCCCCCGGGUUUCCAAGACCACAGCACGGCACCAUUAUCCAAUUGGGAUGCCAGAAGCUACAUGAACCAAUCCGUGCAGCCUGACCAAAUGGAACUCCAUGUGAAUCCAGCUGCUAACAACGAAAACACUGAAGGAGAAAACGGUCGAACAUGGGCAACACAGAGGGAGAGAGGCACUGCAGAACUUAUCAAGGAGCUGCCAAGUCACCGUCCAGAGGAGCUUGCCAGCAAAGCCGGUGCAGACAACCAUCUAAGAGAUCGUAAGUCAAGACGCAGUAAGUAUGCGACCUUGUCCCACAUUCCCAAAGACUUGGAUGUGGAGGACAUACUGACAGCGAUGGCUAAUGAAGCAGGGGAUUCAGAUGCAGACUUGGAGGACGAUGUUCAACUGAAUACUGUACUACGGGAGACAACUGCUGCCACGCUCAGUUACAAGAAACAGCUUCGCCGGAAAAUGACAUCCAAGCGAAAAGCGCGCCAUGUCAGCUGGUGGAAACAUCAGAAAUACAGUAUUUCUUUGAGGUGGAUACACUUCAGAUAUAAGAUGGCGGAGGUCACGUAUUAUUUGAAACUGUGGAAAGGCCACAUGAAAAAGAUUGAAGGACAUUUUGGAACUGGAGUUGUGUCGUACUUCCGUUUCCUCAAGUGGUUGUUCUUGCUGAACAUUCCAGUGUUCUUUGUCACGCUAGCAUUUGUCAUCAUUCCUCAGGCGUUGUUUCGCUAUAGGCUGCAAGAACCUCCUGGUUAUGUCAACAACACCAUCUUUUUUGGAACAGACAUUCUAACUGGUGGGGGCUGGUUUCAAGCGACUGAGAUGUACUAUGGCUAUUACAUAAAUCAGAACAUCACCUUAGUGGAGGGUCACCGCUACAACAUGCCUUAUGCUUACCUGUUGACCUGUGGAGCUUAUUACCUGCUGUGUCUUAUAAUCCUGGCUUACAGCAUGUCCAAGUCGUACAGGGAGAAUUACAUAGAUGGCAGUGGAGAGCUAGGACUGUACAUGGCCACCAAGGUAUUUGGAGGAUGGGACUGCGGGAUUACCUCCCUUGAUGCUGCUGAGCUCAAGCACCGAAGUCUCUUCAAUGAGUUUCAGGAGUACCUGUCAGGGUUUGCCCCCAGUCAGGUGAGAUCACUGUCAGACCGCUUCAAGUGGUUUUUUCUUCGCCUUCUGUCUAACCUAAUUGUGCUGGGUUUGAUCGCUGGAGCCGCUUACCUGGUGUAUUACCUGUCUCAAUCAGAACAGCUUGAGAAUGACAUUCCAUUCCUCAGUGACAUGGCACUGCCACUGACCAUAUCUGCCAUGUUAGUCAUCAUUCCAUUUGCCUUCUCUGUGAUUGGGAACCUGGAGCGGUAUGUUGUGCCCAAGACUGAGCUCUAUUUCACGAUGGUCAGGACGAUGUUACUUAAGGCUGUUAUAUUGGGUGUGCUGGUAUAUUUCUGGUUCAACCAGUUGCCCUGUCACAAGCCCAUAGGGAAUGAAACUAUCCGUAGCCUUACUGAGAUGGAGAAGGGUACAUGCGAACCUUGCUGGGAGACUGCCAUGGGAGAGCGCAUUUAUAGACUGGUGCUGGUGGAUUUUGUUUUUGUCCUGGGCUUUACUUUCCUGGUAGAAUUUGUCAGAAGACUAAUGGCCCAGUAUUGCUGUAAGAGACUGGCAUAUCCUGAAUUUAACAUUGGAAGAAACACACUGAAUCUGAUCUACUCUCAGACUCUCUGCUGGCUGGGCACUUUUUAUUGUCCCUUUCUCUCCUUGAUCACCAUCGUCAAACUGUUCAUCAUGUUUUAUGUGAAGAGGGUGAGUGUGAUGCAGAAUUGUCGUCCCUCGCUGAAACCUUGGAGAGCUUCCAGAACUCACACCAUCUUCCUCGGCUUCCUCUUCUGCUUCUUUCUUCUAGCAGCUAUAUCUGUGGCCUGCAGUAUUAUUUUCAUAGAACCAAGUGAAGACUGUGGGCCAUACCGCGGAAAGUCGAAGGCAUAUGAUGUAAUCAUUGAACUGAUUGACUACUGGGAGACGAAGGAAAGAAUAAUCGCAGAUAUUAUAGACUUCAUUACCUCCCCUGGAUUUGUGGCCGGUAUCAUCGUUGUUCUCUGUGUGGGGACAUACUAUCUGCAUAUCAUAAUGAUUGGCCAUAAGGAGAUGGUGGCACUCUUAAAACAUCAGCUAGUUUUGGAAGGGAAGGAUAAGACAUACUUAUUAGACAUGCUACAGAUGAUAAACAGACAGAUCAAGACUGAGGGAACACUAGUGGGCACAUCACCCAGACGUUCUCAGCAUGGCCCAGAGCAAGGAACAUCCUGGCAAGGCGCUCCCCGGGGGCAAUAGGUGACAGGCACAGGUUUAUCAAGACUAAGAUGGCUGCCUGGGGACCAGACACACGAUACUGACACGUUUGAGAACAGAAGAGGGCGUGGUCAUCGUCUGUACUAAUGUUGCAAAUGGUUUUAUCCUACGCUUUGGUACUAACUCAGCUGUUUUGUUUUAAUUGAAUCUUUGUUAAUUAAUGCUGGGGUUAAUAUCAUUGGGGAAAAAUGUGUCCAGGGUGCUGGUACACUUAGCCUGAUUCAUGAUGUUUUAAGGUGUUGAUUGGGAAUUAGAGUUGUGUAGAAAUGUUAUCCCCCCUCUCUUAUACAUGUGUUAACAGGCUUAUUCAGUUCCUAAGGUUUUUAGUUAAAGUCCCCAUUGUAAAGAUGCAAUAAUGUCCUACUGGUUGGACGAAUCAAAGUAUGUAUGACAUACACACGUAACUGUAACACUUCUGUUAUGUAAUGUGGUUUUUAAUGCGGCUGGUAGUAGCGGGUUGCUUUAGAAUUAUUCAGAAUUAAUGAAGGUGUUUACAUUCAUUUACAUAAACUUUUACCAUAGAAAGUUACAUGCCUCAGAUCUCUUCAUGGGGCUCAUAUUACAGGCAUCUUUGCUUGAAAAUUAUUGUAGGUAUGGAAGUGAUUUUUUCAUUUUCGCCUUAAUUUUUUGUUGUUUCUUGUUUUAUUCAAAAUUUAUCAGCUCCUGCUAGAGUACAUGUACAUGUGCAGUGCACUACAUGUGUAUUGUGUUUGUGUAAAGUUUAAGCAGAGAGUUAAAAGCAGAGGUUAUGAAAAAUGACUCAGAAAGUGAUAUAUAAAGUUAAAGGAGAUGUUUAACUUACACAUUUGUUGAAAUGUAUGCUUUAAGUAAAUAUAACAUAUUUUAUAACUGCUUGUUAAGUAUAACAGACUUCAGAAUCAUGAAGCGAUCAUAGGUCAACAUUUGAAUCUUAAUAUUUUCCUUUCUGUUAUAUUAGCUGAAUUUUGUUUUUGUAAUUACUUACCCAGAAUACACGUUGUCAAGCAAUAUUUUGACCUUAUUACAUAACAAGUAACAGUUUUGAAGUGCUGUGAAACUCUGACUGAAGUCUUAGAUUGCUUCAUGAUCCUGGGGCCACGGGAUCAGAUUUACAUGGAGGAACGUGGGGCAAACCCCAGGUUGUGGUGUUGCAUAUUGGAACAGACAUAGUGUGACCAAAGUAAAGGUUGCUUUUUGAUGCUAUUACACACUAGUGUAUAUAAACAUUAUAUAAGAACUCGGGUACUAGAUGUGAGUUCAUGUAUCCUGACAAUUACAGUUCAUUGUUCAUUGUUUUGUAGAACAUUGGGACUGGAAGCAUACAUUUUAUUUAAUCCAGGUCAGCAUUUCUGGCAAAGAGUAUUUUUUUGACAUGAUUAUAUUCACUGUUACUGGUAUAAUUUAUACCUAAUA
This is a messenger RNA of Liolophura sinensis, 3970 nucleotides long. RefSeq names its product transmembrane channel-like protein 5. Gene Ontology annotation, cellular component: plasma membrane. The coding region runs from base 230 to 2560 and encodes 776 amino acids. Lineage: Eukaryota; Metazoa; Mollusca; Polyplacophora; Chitonida; Chitonidae. The transcript is spliced from 20 exons. Gene Ontology annotation, molecular function: mechanosensitive monoatomic ion channel activity. The record is from RefSeq and is a predicted model, not a curated record.